GGAGGGGUCCAGGUCCCUCUCCACGUGGUCAGGGGUCCUGCCAAAGCGUGGGGACCGCGGGGCGGGGUCUCCACGCUUAACCCUGGGUAGCCCGUGUGUCCCCGCCCAGCAGGGGGAGGUCUGAGCAGGGGACGCUGGGCCUCGCUCCCCUCCACCCCCACCCGCAGGUCCCCGCAGAGAAGGCCCCCAGUCCCAUCCAGACGCCCCCGGGAAGGUCCCCGCCUCGGUCCAGGCGCGCCGUGGCCCGGCACAGCAGCCGGCCGCGGCCCUACCUUAUCCAGGAAGCACAGCUUCUCCCGCGUCUUUGCGUCCAGAAUCUCCACCUCAAAGAAGAGAACAGCCUUCUUAGGCCUCUUGGCUGUCUUGGGGGGCGCGGGUCGGGGGAGGCUGUUGAGGCCCAGGAGGAGUCCCGGGCUGGCCUCUCGGGCCACCACGUUCAUGUCCAUGCCGCCCGCGGCCGCCCGCUCUGCUCUGCGCCCCCGUGGCCUGUGGCCCCAGCUGCCGGCCCGUCCGCCCCCACCGCAGACCUCCCCACUCGAAGCGGCUGGAGCCCGGGGCCCGCGGCCCGGGGCCUGAUCAAAUUCUGCCGCGGAGCUGGAAAGACGCCCGCGCCGCUCCUGGCGCAGCCCACUUCCCUGCCAGCUGUAACCCGAGUGGCACCACCACUGCCCAGCUAAAUAUAAAACCAUCCCGACUGAGCCCCUCUCCGGAGCCAGGCCACACACCUCCUCUGUGGGGUCCCUGGGGAGACCCCAGAGCUGGGUCACCCUCAGUCAGCAGCUUUGGAGACUGCCCGGCUGCCCAACAGUCCCAGGGACAGUGAGAGGCCCGGAGUCAUGCAGGGGGGUGCUGCCCAGCCCCCAUACCAGGGCCGGGGUUGAGAGGGAAAGGCUGCGGAGCUCACUGGGCUGGGAGAAAUCCCAGCUAUUCUGAGAAUGCGCGAGAGCUCCUGCGUUUCCCCGCCGAGCCGCGAGACACCCUGGAUCAGCAUCCCUGUGCUGAGCCGUGAGACACCCUGGAUUAGCAUCCCCGUGCGUUAGUGCUUCCAGGGAGGCGACAGAUUCCGCAGUGACUGGUGCAGAGCUGCACUCUCCACUCGGUGCGGAAAGGGGUCAGAGACAAGUUUCAGGCCACCGCCCGCCCCCCACCCCCUCCCAGCCAGGGGCCAUGGAGGGCACCCCCAGCCACUCGCCUGGAGCCAGGGGAGACAGACGGACUGCAUCAGAGCCUCCCCCAAAGGACAGGCCUGGGUCUGGAUUCUGGCUGCCCACGGCCAGCGGGUCACUCUGGCAUGGGGCCUGUCUGCCCAUCGGGACCUCGGCGCUGACACAGAAGCAGGCCUGGGCAGCAGACCAGGCCCCGGGACGGAAGGAAGGAGGGGAAGGUGCAGACAGACAGACGGCCGUCGAGGGCCCGGCCGCCUGGGAAGGGAGACGGCGGCUUGCAGAGGAAAGGGGUGCCUGCCGCCCCACUGGCCACCGAGAGGAGGCUGGACGGGAUCCAUGAGCUCAACAGACGCGCUGCACAGGAGAGGAGGGCAAGGAGGCACCCACAGGUCAGUCCCACCCACGGGAGCCCUCCGCACACAGCAUGGCAGGUGCACCAUGAACUGCUGCCUUCACAGCCACCCACACCCUCCUGCAGAUCAGGGAACUGAGGCUCAGCUGCCCACGCGGUAAAGACAGACCGAGCGCCCCCACUAUAGACCUGGCCCUGUUCUGGGCUCUGGGGCUCCAGCCUCAGCAGCAGAAAUGCAAAUCCUUUCCCGCGGGGAGCUGGCAUUCUAGCAGGGAACCGGUGAUAAAGCAGUUAUGCCAAGUACGUCCGAAGGUGACGUGUGCUGUGGAGAAACGGGAAGGGGGAGCAGUGAAGGAAGGAGCUGCUGAGAUAUCUGGGUGCGCACACCAGGCAAAGGAACAGCCCUGGGGUAGCAGCACGCUUGGUGUGCUCAAGGAGGCCUGUGUCCCUGGAGGGCGUGAGUGAGGGGAAACUGGGGGAAGACGAGGGCAUGGAGGUGAGCCGGCAGGUCGCGGAGGGCCUUGUGGGCCACAGGGAGGACUUGGGCUUUUACUCUGGGUGAAGUGGGAGCCAUGGAGGGUUCUGGGCAGAGGAGGGACGUGACCUGACUUGGGUUCCAAAAAGCUCCCUCCGGACUGCAGGGGAAUAAGAGUGGAAGCAGGGAGCCCAGUAAGAGACUGUAACCAUAAUUCUAUUGCAAUCAUGAUGGCUUAGACCAGGGUUCAGCAAACUGCAGGCUUAGGGCCAACUCUGUUCUGCCACCUGUUUCUGUACAGUCCCUAAGCCAAGAAUGGUUAUCACUUUUUUAAAUGGUUAGGAAAAUAAAUCAAAAGACGACGAAUGUUUCAUGACUCGAGAAUUGUAUGAAACUCAAACUUCAGUGCCCAGCAGUAAAGCUUUACUGGAGCACAGCCCUCCUCCUUGGCAGACGUCAUGUCCACGACGGCCAUCGUGCUGCCACAGCACCGCGGACAAGUGACCACAGGGACCUCGGGCCCAGAAAGCCGAACGUGCUGACUAGGCUGCCGGCCCCUGGCCUAGAGCUGGUGGUGGAAUGACAGUGACAAGAAAUGGUUAGUCCCAGAUGGGUCGCUGAAAGCUGAGCUAUGGACUUGCAGGCUUUAUUCAGAUGUGAGAGGACGGGCACAGACGGAAUUCAGGUGCUGGAAAGAUGCAGGUUUGGGAGGAAAGAUUUGGAACUCAGGGUUGGCUCCAUUAAGUUCGAAAUACCCAAACAUCCUGAUUAUAGCUACUCCUCCCAAGAAAACUGGGAGCCCCAGCCCCGGGACCCUCUCUGUUCACCCAGCUUCCUGAUGCACAGUGAAGUCCUGGAGCAAGUGUGAACCCCACACCACACCAUCCCAACUCAGCAGGGCCCCCGAAGGCAGGCGAGGUUCCCAGCAGGCCCCAAGAUGAUGUGGCCCAGCUACGGCCAGGGUGCCCUGACCACGUGCAAAGGGACGGAAGAAUCCGGAAGGGCCCAGAAAGCGGCACUGAGCCCUGAAGCCCGUCCGGGGCAGUUUGUGAAUAGCCAGUUGGCACUGCUCACAUUUACAGAGCCAGGUUCGAGCAGCGAUAGGCCUGCGAGCUGCUGAGCGUUCUUCAUCCCUCGGCUAGUGGGUAGGCUGGGAAGUGCCUGGGGCCCCUCUCUAGCUCAUCAGCUGACCGGGGAUGGGGGGGCCCCUCUUCUCCCACAGCCCACUCGAAAACCACAGGGAGCAGCUAGAGCUGCACACUUCCAGGCACAAGUAUGUGCGAGUUAGAGCGAGGGACCCCCCCAGGAAGUUAAAAAUAAACCACCCUCUGAAAGUUCAUCUCUGAGGUAAAACCAACAGAAAAGAGGCUUUCACAAAAAAAAAAAAAAAGAAAGAAAAAAAAAAAGCAUUUCCCGAAAUGCUUUUCCAACCCCAAAAGCAUUUUGGGGAGGCCUGUACGUGAAGAGAUCAGCAGCCCCCACCUCAGAACACAGUGCUCCCCAAUUUAACAGGAAAGGGUCAGAGAGACUUAAGUAUCGAAACGGGGACCCCAAGCCCAGAAAAACCCAAAUGACUGCUCCCCUUCUGGAUUAAUCUAGGUGAAAAAAAAAUACAGAAAACAGAUGCAGACACUAGGAUCCAACCUCCCAGGUUUAAUAGAUAUUUAGGUUUUCUUCUAUUUACUUCAGAUACUUUUUUUUUCAUAUAAAACAAGGCAGCUCACUCUCUGCCGCUCUUUGCUUCUGAGAAGAUGGCAGUGCAGCCGCCCAAGUCAAGUGCUGACUGUAUGUUUGGGUAACAGUUGUUGAUUACCCACUGCAGAAGUGCAGAAGCAGUUUCAGCAAACUUGUAACUGAUCAAAAUAUUUCAGAUAACUGGAGGACAGACAGUGCCACAAAAUCCACUUACGAGAUAGGAAACCCUCCUGAUUAUCGAGGGCAAAAUUGCGUGAUGAAGUAUGAUAUUCCCAAGACUCAUGUGGCCCGGCAGGUUACCAAAGAAGACUCAGCCACAUCUGAUCACAUACUACGUAUGGAUGAAAGCAGUCUGAGAGAUCUGAAUAGAAAAGGUAGUGAAGGUAAAAACUGCAAAGCGAAAACUGAACUACUUGGGAGCUACGAUCCACAAAAACAACUUAUUAUCGAGGAUCCCUGUUAUGGGAAUGACUCUGAUUUUGAGUCUGUGUACCAGCAGUGUGUUAAGUGCUGCAAAGCAUUUUUGGAGAAAUCACAGUCAAGUUGCAUCCAUUCAUUGCUGAAGGCCAACAAUGAUUAACAUCUUAACAGUGAUGUUCUAGGUUUUUUAGUUAAUCAGUGUGUUAAAAGUGUAAUGCUUCAUAGCUCACGGCCACAACUUUUUCUUUUCAAUUGACUUAUUGUUUUUCAUCUUAAAAAAUAAUUGCAGAUGGAAAUCCAUGUUGUGUUUGGCAGAAGAAUUAAUAAAAAUCUUUGAUUCAGACAGUUUAUGGGGUAUAUUAAAUAUUCUUAAACAAACUGGACCGCUUAUCUAGCCCCAACUACAAAAACAGUGGAACAAACAAAAUAGUAGAACCACAAAAUACUAUGUUCUGUGUGUGUUUUGUAACAAUCAUUUCUUUCCAGAGUUUAACCUCAAGGUACUAACCCAGCAACGGCUAGCGUUCUAAUAUGCUUGAUAAGUAAUUAAAAUAUCACUUUCGGGCCCAAGUCAAUAUCUGAGUCCACUGAGACUUUUAAAUAAUCUACCUCUUUAUUAAGUAGAUAUGUAUAACUUGAUGGAUAGAUGUCCUCUAUUUACCUAUAAAACUUCUCUUUUUACCCCAGGGUGUCUUACUGGAUUAGAAAUCCCUAGUCAUAGAGCUUCAUCAUCUUGCUUAGAAGGAUUCUGAUUCACACAUACUCAGAGUGCAAACCUGUAUGUCACAAGGAUAGGAAAGAAAAUGAUUUAUGGUAUGGAAUAAAGCUUUAGCAUUGUUCUAAAUUUUUUUUCAUGAGUCAGUUUUUUUGUUCCCAUUUGGACCACCUUGCCUCUGAAAAUUUAUUUCUAGAAAGGACACUGUAUGCUGUUUCAUCUUAU
Choloepus didactylus (southern two-toed sloth) is the source of this 5048-nucleotide messenger RNA. RefSeq names its product collagen alpha-1(IX) chain-like. The record is from RefSeq and is a predicted model, not a curated record. The transcript has 4 exons. Lineage: Eukaryota; Metazoa; Chordata; Mammalia; Pilosa; Megalonychidae. The coding region runs from base 1168 to 1506 and encodes 112 amino acids.